AUGCAAUCGCCUCAUUUACGCUUGUCGACGAUCCCUGUUCAGCCAUCGUUUCAUUCGCUUGAUGUCGACAUUCCAGAACCACCACAAACGGAAGCAGGCAAAUGGACGUUUCAUUCACAAAAGGAGUUUCCACCCCCACCACCCUUUGAGAAGCGGUUACGGCGUUAUCCCACAGGUGCAGAAACAGGAUGCUCUAUACCCAUUGACUUGUCACAUCUUUUGGGGCAACGCUAA
Messenger RNA from Lichtheimia ornata, 234 nucleotides. RefSeq lists its product as uncharacterized. The transcript has 2 exons. The record is from RefSeq and is a predicted model, not a curated record. Bases 1 to 234 code for a protein of 77 amino acids. NCBI's taxonomy places the organism in Eukaryota, Fungi, Mucoromycota, Mucoromycetes, Mucorales, Lichtheimiaceae.